CCCAUUCCCCCUCGCGGCCGGCCCACGCAGUCGAGACCCUCAAAAUGGCCAGCGCAAGCGACAGGUCCACCUCCUCUUUCGUAAAGGACGAUCCUCUGGACGGCAUUCCGACCUCCAGCCAUGACCUCCUCCUCGGCUCAUUCGACCCAGCUAAGCUCCAUCCAAUGGCAGGCAUAGACGACAAGCUCGACUACCUUCUUCUCGACGAUGAGAAGACGAGCGACCUACCGGGAGCCGGCACCGCCAUUCCGUCCCGCGGCUGGAGUGACGACCUCUGUUAUGGCACGGGAACGAUGUACCUCAGUGGGCUCGCCCUUGGCGGGGUGUGGGGGCUGCGCGAGGGCGCGCGAAGACCCCUCGCCGUGUCCAACGCACGGCUAAGGAUCAACAGUAUCCUUAACUCGGUCACUCGGCGAGGCACGUUUAUAGGCAACUCGGCCGGCUGUCUCGCUCUCGCAUACAACGCCUUCAAUUCCUCCAUAGACGCGUUCCGCGGCAAGCACGACACAUACGGGAGUAUGGCUGCUGGCGCACUCACUGGCGCCUUAUAUAAGUCAACAGCCGGUGUGAAGCCUGCCCUCGCUGCGGCCUCCGUCAUCGCAGGGAGCGCUGGCCUCUGGAGUUAUGUCAAGCGGCGAGUCUAGCGUAUAUCAUGUAUAAUUUACCCCUACCUUAAUUCCCGUGAGUCAUCGCACCCCCUUUCCAUCGC
Trametes versicolor FP-101664 SS1 is the source of this 709-nucleotide messenger RNA. RefSeq names its product mitochondrial import inner membrane translocase subunit tim23. The transcript is spliced from 4 exons. NCBI's taxonomy places the organism in Eukaryota, Fungi, Basidiomycota, Agaricomycetes, Polyporales, Polyporaceae. Gene Ontology annotation, cellular component: TIM23 mitochondrial import inner membrane translocase complex; mitochondrial inner membrane. The record is from RefSeq and is a predicted model, not a curated record. Bases 45 to 644 code for a protein of 199 amino acids. Gene Ontology annotation, molecular function: transmembrane protein transporter activity. Gene Ontology annotation, biological process: protein import into mitochondrial matrix.